CCCAAGCUGCAGCCUUGCACUAGAAACACGUCCACCGUGUCCUCUGUGCGUGUCGCCACACAUGGCCUUAUAGCCUCACACCUCUACCCAUACUUCGACACUCUCGCUCGCCAAAGCGCGCAACCCAUCAUGCACCCCCUCACGUUUCUCUCCACCGCGCUGCUCGCCACAACCUCUCUCCUCUCCCCCACCUCCGCACUCCGCUCCGACAAAGUCAAACUCUCCAAAAUCCAGUCCCUCACCCUCCGCAAAGACGCGCCCACCAGCCACCGCCGCGUCUCCGCCAUCCCCCAGCUCAAAUGCAUUGGCGGCUCCGCGCGCGGGCACUACGAGGUCGACGUCAUGCGGUGCAAGAAUAGCGGCGCCGACUACGACGACGAAGCCAUCCAGUGGACGUGCACUGCGUCCCUUCCCGAGGAAUUCAAGCUGGGCUCGACAGACGUGAUAUGUGAGGGGUACGAUUACCCCGAAGACCCAUACAUCCUAAAGGGCAGCUGCGGCGUGGAAUACAGGCUUGUGUUGACGGAGAAAGGCGAGGAGAAGUUCGGGCGCAAGAAGCCGUGGUUUGGAGGCGAUGACGAUGGCGAGGGGCACCACAAGACGACUGGCGACAAGGUCGUUGCGUCGGUGUUCUGGCUUAUCUUCAUUGGGGUAGCAGCGUGGAUCGUGUUCAACGCGGUGCGUAACUGGGCCACAGGGCAAGGCGGAGCUGUGGGCGGCAAUCGACCGGGCUGGGGCGGCGGUGGAGGCGGUGGAUGGGGAGGUAACGACGACGAUCCGCCGCCGCCGUACGAUUGGCGCCCAGGACAGGGACGUGACAAGCGGAGUUAUGGCAGCACGGGAACCCAGGGGUGGAGGCCGGGAGCUUGGACUGGUGCUGCCGCUGGAGCGGCGGCUGGGUACGCGGCGGGGAGGAUGGGCGGCAGGAGCGGCAAUCAGACGGGUGGCUCUGGCUGGGGAAAUAGCGGCUGGAAUAACGGAGAGGGGAGCUCGCGGUCGUCGUCUGGGAGUUCGAGUUACUCGGGGACGAGACAUGAGAGCACGGGCUUUGGCUCGACGUCGAGGAGAUAGGCGGAGAGGUUCACUUUGGUUCGAGAUUGAUACCCAGCCGUUAUUACUACUUCCAUUGGCAAUUACAUGAUAGAAAUAUUAGCAAGCAG
This is a messenger RNA of Paraphaeosphaeria sporulosa, 1160 nucleotides long. Its product is annotated as DUF1183-domain-containing protein. The coding region runs from base 130 to 1071 and encodes 313 amino acids. Gene Ontology annotation, cellular component: endoplasmic reticulum membrane. The record is from RefSeq and is a predicted model, not a curated record. The transcript has a single exon. Gene Ontology annotation, biological process: regulation of store-operated calcium entry. Lineage: Eukaryota; Fungi; Ascomycota; Dothideomycetes; Pleosporales; Didymosphaeriaceae.